AUGGGCCAGACCACCAAAUGGUGGCUCUCAUGGGCCUUUUUCUUUGCUGCUCCUUCCUUCCUCCUUCCUCAGCGACCCCAACCACGGCGCCACCUCACUGCCCAGCGUGCAGUUUUGGAGAUCAAGGAUGUCCGCGGCACCCACGAUGAACUCCGGACCUUGUUUCAGAUUGAGGAGCUCAAAAUCGAGAAGGGCCGGAAGGUCGCCGUGGUCGGCGCCAACGGCUGCGGCAAGUCCACGUUGCUCUCGUACCUCUCGGGGCAAGCGACGCCCCGCGAAGGCUCCGUGCGUUUGAAGCCACGGGCCCACAUCACCAUCGUGGAGCAAAAUCCCACCUUCGAUGCAAAGAAGACGGUUCUGGACACCAUCUACGAGAAGUCCAACUCACCGGUGGCCCGUGCCGCUCACGACUUUCGAGCCGCAUGCGCGCUAGGUGGCGAAGCUUUGAGCAAAGCCAUGGACCAGAUGGAUGCGAUGCCCGAGGCCUGGACUUGGGACGAGCAGGUGGCGGAGGUCGCCGAGGAGCUGGGGCUCUCCACGUUACUGCAGCGCCCUGUUGGGACGCUCAGUGGCGGUGAAGAGCGCCGAGUGGCGCUGGCUGCAGCUCUGGUGGACUUGCCUCAGACAGACUUGCUGAUCCUUGACGAGCCCACGAACCACCUGUCGGCAGAAGGAUGCGACUUUCUUCAAGAGAAACUGAGAGCCGCAAAGGAUUUGAGCUUGGUGCUGGUCUCUCACGACCGCUAUUUCCUCGACCGCGUGUGUGACGAGAUCUUCGAGAUUGAUUGGAACGGCGAGACCUUCCUGCAUCCCGGCAGCUGGGCCAGCUUUCUCGAGCGCCGCGCCCAGCGCUACGAGACUCGCGCUGGCCAAGUGCAAGAUGCCAAGGUGCAGCUGCGCCGCGCGGAGGAGUGGGCCCGGCGCGGCGCCUCCGGGCGGGGAACGAAGAACAAGGCACAAAUGAUGGCCGUUGAUGAGCUCCGGAAUAAAGCAAAGGCAGUGGUGGCAGCUAACGAUGGCACGCCGGACCUGCAGAAUAACCUGCUGAAGGGGAAGGCUCUCUCGACUUCCUCCUCGGGCCUGGUGGGACGUGUGGUGCUGCAAGAUAUUGUGGUGGAAGUACCAAAUCGAGGACGGGUUCUGAACAAUAUUUCCGUGUGCUUCGAGAAAGGGGAGAAGGUGGGUGUGGUUGGACCCAAUGGCGCUGGCAAAAGCACUUUGCUGAAGACUUUGGUGGGAGACAUUGAACCCAACAGUGGCGAAGUCUUCAUCGGCCAAGGUGUUCUCAUCGGCUGUUUGUCGCAGACCCCGCCGGAAUGGCCUGACCCAAAUCGCCGCGUCAUUGAAGUCGUCUCGGAUAUGGCCACUGUGGCCAUGACCCAAGCCGACGAUGGAGUGCUGGGCCGUGGGGCUGAGAGCAUGAGUCUUCAACGGCGGCGAGCUGCUAUGUUGAAGGCGGUCAACUUCGCAGAAAGCCGCUGGUCCACACCCGUGGGGAUGCUGUCGGGCGGCGAGAACCGCCGCCUGCAGCUCUUACGGGUGCUGGUGGAGCGUCCCAACGUUUUGCUGCUGGACGAGCCCACGAAUGACUUGGACGCAGUGACCGUGGACUCGCUGGAGAGUAUGCUUCAACGCUAUCCCGGCACAGUGGUGCUGGUGAGCCACGACAGGUCGCUUUUGGAUGGCGUGUGCGGAUCUUUUCUGGUGAUGCAGGAGGAUGGCUCUCAGCCCAUGUUGUGGACUGGGUCCUUCCACGACUUGCUGGUCACGCAGCAUAAAAAACAAAAAGCUUCAAAGAAUCCAGCAGAAGAGAAGGAAACCAAGCUUGCAGCAGACAAAGCAGACGAAGCUUCGAAGAACAAGCAGCGGAAAGAGCUGGUGCGACUGGAGGGGCAAAUCACGCAGAUGGACGAGAAACUGGCUGUGAUCGACCAACAGCUGGCCGAUCAGUGGGAUGAGCCGGAAGAAGUCGAAAAGCUGGUGGCACAAAGGGCCAAGGUGGAAGCAAAGCAAGCACAGGCCUACGAACGCUUCGAAAAGCUGAUGACUUGA
Durusdinium trenchii is the source of this 2052-nucleotide messenger RNA. The record is from the annotation of a GenBank genome assembly. Lineage: Eukaryota; Dinophyceae; Suessiales; Symbiodiniaceae.